Messenger RNA from Neurospora hispaniola, 410 nucleotides. RefSeq lists its product as uncharacterized. Bases 48 to 287 code for a protein of 79 amino acids. The transcript is spliced from 2 exons. Lineage: Eukaryota; Fungi; Ascomycota; Sordariomycetes; Sordariales; Sordariaceae. The record is from RefSeq and is a predicted model, not a curated record.
CCUCCAGAAUAUGUACGACAUUCUAGGCCCUCGCCGAGCCCGUCGUGAUGCCCAAGCUCGUCAUGUUCGGAGUUUGGCUCGCUGUCUUCACGAUCAACAUGUUGGUGGUCUUCCCCCGUCUUGAACAUGACGAUCAUCCGAGAAAUGGAACAAGGGCUGUACUCCUUGUACUGGUUUGGAGUUUGGACUUUGGUGUAUUAGGAAAAGGGAUGAAAGAAUUUGCGGCGUUAUUGAGCUAUCGCUUUCCUCAUAUGAAGAUCAGACGAGGACGCGGCACGUCUUUAUGAGAAAUCAGCGAGACUUGAAGGAGAUAUAUGAUGUGACGGAGCGCAUUUAUUGCUAGACAGGGUUAGUAGAGAUGACGAACCCAACACGUUAGGCGAUAAGAGGCCGGUUACUUCUAUGUUGGA